UUCAUGAUCUUAUAAUACCAGGUGAUCCUUUGAAGAUGUCAUCUGAGCUGGGUGUAGAGAGGCCAACAACCCUUACCUUGCCAGAGUCUCAGGUAGAAAGACGAGUGCACUUCAGUGAUGUGGAUGGUGUACGUUUGGUGACUAAUAAGCAAUCUCACGUGUCUACUACUCCUAGCCCAAGAAAGUCCCGUGCUGAUCAUGACUUCAGACCAAAGCGUAAGAGAUCCAUAAGCUUCUCAUCUGCAGGAGAAUUUCGAUUUGGUAAUAAGCGACGCAAAAAGGGAAGAGUUUUACCCUCUAAGUUUCUUCUUGGUGGGAAUAUUACAGAUCCUCUUAAUCUUGGCUCUUUGGACAAGGAGGAAGUUACACAAUUAGGCAGUGUAGAAGUAACUGGUUCUGCAGUGUCCAAACGUUCUGGUGCUGUACGAGUUAUUAUCCCACCAAAUAUUAAUGAUCCAUUGAACCUGGAUGUAUCAUCAGAUAAUGAGGACUCUCUUACAGAUGCAUUACAAAAGCAACUUCGUCGCAGGAGAAGAAAUAGGAAACGGAAACGGCGGCUGUCAGAGCCUAGUGGUAGUACACUUGAUAGUAUUAGUCUUCAUGGCUUACUAGAUGUUGACAGAGCAGAGAGUAAAACCAUGGAAAUAAGAAGUGAGACAAAUCUAGAAGUGUCAAGGGAAGUUUCUCUGGAUGCCAUGAAGCCCCUUGCAGUCAAUACAGAAUCAAACUCAACACAGGGAACAACUGAUGGAUGCAAGGCCAAUUAUGUGUUGGAGUCUGACGAGUUAUUAGAGACAGUGCGGCCAGAGUUUGACACAAUCUUGUGUCUGAGCAUUACAAAAUGGGUUCAUCUUAACUGGGGAGACUCUGGUCUCAAGAGAUUCUUCUGGCGCAUUUUUCACAACCUGAAACCUGGUGGUAGAUUUGUUCUUGAACCUCAAGGCUGGCCAUCAUACAAUAAGCGAAGGAAACUCACGAAACGAAUUUUUGAAAAUUAUAUAAAUAUUCGCUUAUUUCCUGACAAGUUUAAUGACUUCCUGCUGCAUGAAGUGGGGUUCAACACAAGUGAAAAAAUAAUCACGCCACACCAUGCUUCUCGUGGCUUCCAGAGACCAAUCAUCAUCUAUACUAAGGCAGGAGGAAGCAACAAGUCCAGUCCAUUGGAAGAGAGUAGAUCUAAAGACACUAAUAUUCAAAAGUUCAUUGGAGGAAAUAAAAUCAUUCCUGAGGAGUAUUCUAAAAGGAAAAAUACCCAGCCAAAAGAAUUAAACAAAAAUGCCACAGUUGGUUCUAAUGUAGAAAAUAAUACCACAAAUGAAACUUAUCGUAAUAAAGAGCUUAAAAAUGUGGAGAAAAAUAUGGUAAAAGAAUUGACAAAUGAUAGCAAAAUUCCAAUUGAAGUAACCGAGAAUGUUGAUCACCAUAAUCAGGAAGUUUUUAUUUUAAUUAGAGAGAGAGAGGACCAGUGCAAAGUUCUGAUGCAUAACACAACUUUAACAGAACCCACUGUACAAGUACCUGAAUAUCAAGCAUUUGAAGUGCUGGAAGACACUUACGCAGUGUCGAAGAGAUGGAAAAAGGCUGCUAGUGUAAGUAAAGAAAACAAGCAAGUCUGUGAUACUAGAGUUAUAAAAGAGUUGUUAGUAAGUGAAGUCAAUAGUUGUGUGACACAUUCCUCCAGUGAUGCACAAAAUGUCAAUAGAAUAUGUGAAAUGCCUUAUUUGCCAGUAAGUAAAAUUGAGGACAAAAGUGAUAUCUCAUCUGCUCAGUCAACCAAUAAUUGCCAUUCAUGUGUAACUUGUAAGAGAGAUUUUAAUACAGCUUUAACAAGAGAUUUAGGUAAAGAGGAGAUACUUGCAUGUACAGAUAAAUAUGAUAACAGAACUGUUUCUCCUGCAGACACUGUGACUGACAAGGAUAACUUGAAAUGCAUAUGUACCCAGAGUUUUUCAGUGCCCAAACAGGAAGACAAUAAAUUUCAUAAAGAAAAUGAAAAUAAAAAGUACUUUGGUUCUGUUAUUUUGCCAUUGAAGGAGCAUGAGAAAAUCAGCAGUGCAACACAUAGUGAACAACACGUGAAAGCAAUUCCAGGGCCAGCAUCUCUGCAAAUAAACAAAUUAGAACCAGAUGUAGUGACACCACUCAAACAUUUUUGUGCCAGUACUUUUAAAGAUGAGACUCAAACAGAGGAAUGCAAAAAACAGCCAAGACUGGAAAAUGUGAGUCAGAACUAAAAUGUAAAAUGGAAUUGUUGGUUGCAAAUUUGACCAUCUUUACCUGGAAACACACAGAAGGAUGCAGGUUAGAUUUUAUUUGAUUUAAUCUUUCCCUACAGAAAGUGUUUAGUAACUGUACAAACAAAUCUAUGCUAAUAUAAUUUUAAAUAAUGAA
Molecule: messenger RNA, 2391 nt
Organism: Cherax quadricarinatus
Lineage: Eukaryota; Metazoa; Arthropoda; Malacostraca; Decapoda; Parastacidae
Source: RefSeq, a predicted model, not a curated record